Molecule: messenger RNA, 863 nt
Organism: Marchantia polymorpha subsp. ruderalis
Lineage: Eukaryota; Viridiplantae; Streptophyta; Marchantiopsida; Marchantiales; Marchantiaceae
Source: the annotation of a GenBank genome assembly
GGUUGCCCAAAUGGAGUGCGUUCAUUUGUCCACGAAUCUCUCGAGUACGGUAUGCGCGAGUGAGUAUUAAUAAGAUCUGGAGUUUGACCGAAGACGGCCUGGCCUUAACCUCAGACACAGCGGAGAAGACAGAACCCUAAUUCUCCACAGAAACCUAGCUCAGGGUCCGAAGCCUCACUCCGAAGCUUCUUCCGGCCCUGGAAGCAGGUCUCGCGAGUCUCGAAGCGCCAACAUAAGAGUCCGGAUGCUGGAUGGCGAGCAAGCUGACCGGCACGGACCAGAUACAUUGAGCGACUUUGCGUAGCGCCACGUAGAGCAGCUCUGAGACGCAGAACAAUGGGCGAGUGCGCGUCCAAUGGAACAGCAACAUGACGCCAGUUCCUAUUCAGUUGAGAACGUGGCAAAUUGCCAUUCAGCGUCGGGCAGAUGCGUACGUUCUGGUUCGUUGCGGUCGCAGCUCGGGCGCAAGUGGAACUAUAAAUUUAUUUGAACGCUCGAGAUUUUACUUGCCGGGCACAUUGCGCAGGCGCCAGGGAGAUCUGGUGCGGGUUGUUUGUCCACAGCGGACACGGUCACAUGGCGAAAGUAAAAUGAACUGGCGCAUGUCCCGGUCAUUCUUCGAAGCUGGACGUUUCUUUAUUCAUGAUGUCAUUUUUGUUGACCCAAGCAUUGUGACUCGACAGAACGAGCCCCCCGUUCGGUUCUUCCACCGGACUCCUCUGCUAACAUACGUAAAAUGUGACCCUAUCGAUGACACUUUACUAGAUGCCGGACACGACGGCUUUCACUGUUUGAGCGAAAAUCCAGACCGAUUGUUCCUGAUCAUCAAGGGCAAGCGGCAAUAUGUGCUAUUCAAUCAAUGA